AUGAAUCCCUCUUCUGAAGUUUCAAAACAGGCCUUUUUUAACUGCCGGGUGACUGAAUUUGCCUUAGGUGUUUUCGCACCUUACGGUCUAUUGACCCGAGGAGUUCCUGUGACACACGGAAGGGUCCACGGGGAUAUUUGGACCUACGGUAUUAUUGCAACUGGAUUUGACGAAACUCCGGACCGGAGGCACACGAUAACA
Molecule: messenger RNA, 201 nt
Organism: Dicrocoelium dendriticum
Lineage: Eukaryota; Metazoa; Platyhelminthes; Trematoda; Plagiorchiida; Dicrocoeliidae
Source: the annotation of a GenBank genome assembly